AUGCAUAUGUGGAUCAGCCAAUCCAUUCGACUUUGUAUCAUCGAAGGUUUACACAGAGAGCCACCGAGUGAACUCUUUGGCCAUCGAUUUGCCCGUCACUGUCGAGACAUCUGGUGGUCUGCCUAUGUUCUCGACCGACAGCUAGCUGCCGUGAUUGGAUGUCCAACUUCCAUCCAGGAUUCUCAGGUUACCUGCGCUCUUCCGACAUCAUACGACGAAUCCAAAGAUGUUCGAUAUAUGACCAUGCAUAUCAAGCUGGCUAAAAUCGUGGGCCAAAUUCUUGAUUCUGUAUACACCACGGAAGACGCCCGACAACGCAGCUUCAUUGCAACAGUGCAGUCUGUUCUGAGAGACUUGGCACCGGUGCUACAAGAAAUUGAACAGCUCACAUCCCAGGGUGAAACUGCGCCUUUUGUUACCGUCUCUACAAUCAAUUGCCAUUUAUAUCUGACGUACCAUCAAUGUAUUAUCCUAGCAACGCGACCACUGUUCCUAUACUUCCUCCUACACAGGCUUGACAACCAGUCUACUCCAGGAGAAGACGGAGAAAACCCAACUCCACCUCAGCUACGACAGCUCCUCGAAGUCUCUUUGCAGUCCGCGAAAUUCAUACUACGCACACUCAUAAUGUUACACGAGCAAUCGCACUUAGGUGAGCUAGCCAUCACUUCCGAGUUGGCAGCCUUGGUUGAAGAUGACGUACUGAUCAUUGAACAGAGCCAUUAUUUCCCUUUGGGUUGGAUAAUCUCUUUUCAUCGGCGUUUAUCGUUGUGA
Messenger RNA from Penicillium salamii, 774 nucleotides. Lineage: Eukaryota; Fungi; Ascomycota; Eurotiomycetes; Eurotiales; Aspergillaceae. The record is from the annotation of a GenBank genome assembly.